This is a messenger RNA of Thelazia callipaeda (thelaziosis nematode), 1677 nucleotides long. Lineage: Eukaryota; Metazoa; Nematoda; Chromadorea; Rhabditida; Thelaziidae. The record is from the annotation of a GenBank genome assembly.
AUGCGAUUAAUUAUUCCUCAGGAACUAUUUUCAAAGCAAAAUGCUAAUAUAAUAAUUAGCGAUUUGAAUAUUCGAAAAUGGUUACCACCAGAGCAAGUUUCUAUAUUGAAUCAACUGUACCACACAACAAAUGACAUUGGAGUGGUUUUGCAUAAAGCACAUACGCUGAUGUUAGGCACUUACGGUGAUUUACGUGAAUUAGCUUUGGAAAGUUUCAAAAAAACUUGCAAGGACUUAUUACAAGCUGUAAUGGGUAGUGCAGGCCGAGAAUUAAUUGAGAAAAUGUACAAAUUCAAUGAAUCAGAGACUGAAAUCAUCAGUGAGCUGAAGGAGUUUCAUACGAAUUUGAGUGAUACAAGCAGAAAAUACGCUGAUAUGGUAACUCCAGUUUGCUUACCUAUACAGAAGUCCAAUCCCAACCAGACAUCGAUACCUCAGCUUCUCAAGACAACGGAUGGAAAUGCCUCAUUUGCCAAAAUUAUCCAUUGGCUUACUGAGAAACAACAAGCAGAAAUUGGUACGAUGUUGGCUCGAGGUGAACAAAAUAGUCAAAUUUUAGCGAAAAUAUCAAGUUACAUUGAAAAUUUCGACUCGGUCACUAAAGAAAACAUGACAGAAGAUCUCAAACAACUUUGUCAAAAUCGCGUGGAAGAUCUUUUUGGAGUGGAUGGUCUCGCCUUAUUGAAGACUAUGUAUCAGCAGUUGGGAUCAGUAGAGUUGCUAAUAGCUAAGUAUACUCAGCUUGUUGGAAAUCUAAAAAGUGAAGAUCUGCGCAAUGAAGCUGAUCAAGUGCGCAUUUUUUGUCAGAAAGUAUACAAAGUGAAGAAGUUCGAUCUAGCUGAUUUGACCACGUGGCUAACUGCUGAUCAAAAACUUGAACUGGGUGAUCUGAUCCAAAAUUAUGAAGUAAGCGAUGGAGCUGUUUAUGAGCACAUUUUUGAAUUUUAUGAGAAGGCUAACAGUGAACGGAAACUACUCGCAGAGAAGAUUAUUCAAUCCAGCUGUAAAAGAUUCAUUUUCCGAAUGUUUGGCGAUGAGAUAGCUACAAAGCUACAAGAGCGUAAAUUGGAUGGAAAUUACAGUGCGCAGAUGCUAAGCGCCGAGCUCGCAAUGUAUGCUGCUGAAAUAAAAGAUGACAAAAACCGUAUAAAGGCUGAAAAAUCAAUCCCAAUUUGCAAUCGAAUCUAUUUUGGCUACAAGGGUGAUUGUUUUUGUAAUGGUCACUCAUCUGUCUGUAAUCCAUUAACUUAUCAGUGUGUAAACUGUGCUGAUAACACUUUCGGAGUACAAUGUGAAAAAUGCAUAGAUGGAUUUGAAGGCGACGCCAAGUUGGGUGAGAAAGGUUGCAUUGUAAAUGGGAUAGACAUUGAAGACAAGAAAUGUGUUUGCAACAAACAUUCCUCAAAGUGUGAUGAAAAUGAUCGCUGCUUAGAUUGUUUGCACAAUACAAUAGGAAACAAUUGCGAAAAUUGUAUGCAAGGUUUCUACGGAGACGCAACUCAGGGCACGCUGGAAGAUUGUAAUCCAUGUCCAUGCCCAAAUGGAGGAGAAUGUUUUAUUAAUUCUGAUGCAUUAGUAGAAUGCCGUGAGUGUCCUAUUGGAACUCUCGGGGUUACAUGUGAACUGCAAGUUCCGCAAACAGAAACAACGACAGCAGUUGUUGAAGUGACCAAGUGA